Molecule: messenger RNA, 6881 nt
Organism: Thalassophryne amazonica
Lineage: Eukaryota; Metazoa; Chordata; Actinopteri; Batrachoidiformes; Batrachoididae
Gene: fhod3b
Product: formin homology 2 domain containing 3b
Exons: 27
Coding region: 286-4953 (1555 amino acids)
Biological process (GO): cortical actin cytoskeleton organization; sarcomere organization; cardiac myofibril assembly
Cellular component (GO): cytoplasm; cytoskeleton
Molecular function (GO): actin filament binding
Source: RefSeq, a predicted model, not a curated record
UUGAGGAGGGAGCUUCUUCCCAUCAGACCGGGCGCCAAGUGGAACAGUCGUGUCCGCAGUCUGCCUCAGCAGCGUCGCAAUGCCCUCAGACUCGCCGCUGUGAGUCACCUUAUUUGUCCUGAAGCGUUACUUUGGGACCGUCGUGCAGCGAAUGGAGAGGCUCCGAGGAUAACCGGAGGCGCAGGUUUUGCUUCUGCAGGAGACCUGCCGGGAGUUUCGCUCAGGACGAUUCACUGUCGCUUCUAGUAUUUCUGUACAUCUAAAGUCGCCUUGAAUGGAUGCAUCAUGGCCACGUUUAUAUGCCGGGUACAGUUUUUAGAUGACACGGACCCUUUUAACUGCACCAAUUUUCCCGAACCCACCAGACCACCUCUGUACACUUUCAGACAAGAUAUUCCUCUGAUAAAUCAGAUUGCUGGAGUCCACAGGCUGCUCAAAGCCCCGCACAAGCCUGAUGACUGCACCCUUCAGCUGUCCCAUAAUGGAAGCUACCUGGACUUGGAGUCCACGCUUGCAGAGCAGAGAGAUGAACUGGAAGGAUUUCAGGAGGAGGGAGGAAGAGGCAAGAAGUACAGUGUUAUUCUUCGAACCCAACUAUCAGUCAGAGUUCACGCCUGCAUUGAAAAACUGUACAACUCAAAUGGACGAGAGCUACGACGAGCCCUCUUUUCCCUCAAACAGAUUUUUCAGGAUGACAAGGAUCUGGUGCAUGAGUUUGUGGUGGCUGAAGGACUGACAUGUUUAAUAAAAGUGGGGGCUGAAGCCGACCAGAACUACCAGAAUUACAUCCUCAGGGCUUUCGGCCAGAUAAUGCUGUACGUGGACGGGAUGAAUGGUCUCAUAUCUCACAGUGAAACUGUUCAGUGGCUCUACACGCUGGUCGGAUCCAAGUUCCGCUUGGUGGUGAAAACGGCCCUGAAGCUGCUGCUGGUGUUUGUGGAGUACACAGAGUCGAACGCCGCCCUGCUCAUAAAGGCUGUGAAUAUUGUUGACGCUAAAAGAGGCACUAAACUGUGGUCCAACGUUAUGGAGAUUCUGGAUGAAAAGGAUGGAGUGGAUACAGAACUGCUGGUGUAUGCAAUGACGCUCAUCAAUAAGACGCUGGCUGGACUCUCAGACCAGGACUCCUACUAUGACAUGGUGGACUGUCUGGAAGAGCAGGGCAUUGAAACCAUGUCCCAGAGACACCUGAGCAGGAAGGGCACUGACCUCGAUCUCAUAGAGCAGUUCAACAUCUACGAGACAACUCUGCGCCAUGAGGACGGUGACGAUGAAACCCAGCUGCCCCCCUGUGGCCGUAAGGACCGCCGGCGGGUCAGCGUAGGUGGGAACGACGAGAGGCAAGGCCUGGAGAGAAGACGCAGCCGGCGACAUUCUCUCCACAACAGCAGAGGUCAUGCAUCUGCCCCGGCGUCACCCAGCAGCCCUCACGCUCACCCCAGCAGCUUCCUGCCGUUUAGCGGCCAACGUGUCGAUGACAUAAGUGAGAGAGAAGAAGAGGAGGAUGAGGAGGAGGAGGGAGAGGAUGAGGAAAGUCAUCCAGUCACUGAGUCUUCUAGCCAGGCCAUUCACAGUCAAACAGAUGCAUCGCAUACAAAUCAUGCAUCUCAUGCAAGUAGAGCGCCCUGCUGGGCUGAAAGAAUCAGUGGCAGUGGCACACCAUACCCCAGCCGGCACCAGAUGGUAACAGCAUCCAUCCAACGUUUGGCGAAUACAGCAGCUUCAGCAGCAGACCCCAAACCUGACAGGCCCGGUUUAGGGGGGUUGCUCACGUCUUCUUACAGACAGCAUCAAGAGUCUCUGGCUGCAGAGAGAGAGCGUAGGCGUCUUGAAAGAGAGGAGCGCCUACAGAGAAUCGAAAGGGAAGAGAGGAACCGCUUCAAUCGAGAUUAUGCAGACAAAAGAGAAGAAGCACGACAAGCCAGAGAGGAAAGGUACAAAGCCGUGGAGAGGCUUGCUGCGGAGGAGUCUGAACGUGAGCGUGCCAGAGCGCCAACAAGAGGACGGACGGAGAUCACUUUGUGUUUGAGUCCAACCCCGGCGAGCCGCUCAGCAUCACGCUGCUCCAUGCCUGCACCAUCCAUCAUCUCAGAGGAAGAUACGCCCAUAAAUGCACACCAGACAGCAGGAACAGAACACGCCGUUGAGCCAGACCUUGACCCACAGACCCGAACCAAAAGUCCAGCGCCAGAGUUAACAGUAUCAGAACCUUCCCCCACACCUCCCCCUGAGCUAGACAGGCAGCAGACGGAGUCUUCUGCAGAGAUGGAGGAUGUUUCAGAGACUCCGUCUGACCAGAAUGUAGCUGCAGAGGAGCAGGAAAAGGCUGAAGAGAAGAAGGAGGGCAUGAAUGAGAUGGAGGUAGGACAGCAGGUAGGAGUGGAAGGAGCAGAGGGAGAGCAAGAUGAGGAGUCUGGGAAGCAGGAACCCAUGGAAAGGAACAUAGAAGACGCCGUGCAGCUGAGUGAGAAGGAGAGACAGAAUGAGGAAGUGAACGAAAAGGAUAACUGCUCUGCAUCCAGCAUCUCCUCAACAAGCAGCACUCUGGAGAGGGAGGAGCGGGAGGAGAAACUCACCAGGAGCAUGCAAGCAGGUCAGUGGACGCAGUGCAUUCAAGAUGCAGAUGUGAGCAACCAGUGCAACAACAUCCUCAACAGCAAGCGCUUCAUGCUGGAUAUGCUCUAUGCUCAGAAGACCCCGAGCAGAGAAGACGAGAAUGUGGACAAGACUGAGGAAGAUGGGUGUAAAAGUGAAAUGGAGACAGAGGACGGCGAGUCUCCAGUGGUCAGUCUGGCCAGCAGGAUCUCCACACUGGAGGCCCACAGGCAGGCCAGAGAAGAAACUGUGAAAAAAAUGGAGGUGGGGCAUCUGGAUAACCAGGGCAGCGUCCGAGCAGUGGCAGAGAGGUUUGGAGAUUUAGUCAAAGGUCUGGCGUCUCCUGCUGAGGUUGAAGCUUUAAAAGAGCAGCAGAUUCAGAUGGACAAACUAGCCGCUGUGUCUGCGCCUUCACCCCCCAAGAAAGAGUCGGACUACAUUUGGGACCAGCUGAUGGCUGUGCCCAAAGAGCUACGGAUCAGAGAGAUGGACUUCACCGACCUGAGGGAGGAGGACGACGUGGACGUCUUGGAAAUGAACAGCAUGAUGGGAACAGAUGACAUCAUACCACCUCCGCCUCCUCCCCCAUGCAACGCUGCCCUGCCGCUUCCCCCGCCCCUUUUCCCGUGCCCCCCACCUCCUCCCAUCCUUAGCAAGAUGGCGCCCCCACCUCCACCAUUCAUGGUCCCCAUCCCUCCGCCAUCGCCUCAGUUAGGCCGAGGAGAUGUUCCUGUCUUCCAGAAGAAGAAGAAGACUAUUCGGCUCUUCUGGAACGAGGUGCGCCCGGUGGACUGGCGCUGUAAGAACCAUAAAUUCUGUAAGGAGUCACUGUGGUCCAAACUGGAGCCAAUAAAACUGGACACAUCCAAGCUGGAGCAGCUGUUCGAGACCAAAUCCAAGGAGCUUCCUGUUAUGAAGAAAGCAGCAGUUGAUGGGAAACGACAAGAAAUCAUUGUGCUGGAUUCUAAACGGAGCAAUGCUAUAAAUAUCGGCUUGACUGUCUUACCACAUCCUCGCACCAUCAAGACUGCUAUUCUCAAUUUUGAUGAGUACGCACUCAACAAGGAGGGCAUCGAGAAAAUCCUGACGAUGAUCCCCACAGAAGAGGAGAAGCAGAGAAUCCAGGAGGCUCAGCUGCUCAAUCCCGACAUCCCACUCGGAAGCGCCGAGCAGUUCCUGCUCACGCUCUCCUCCAUCACGGAGCUGUCAGCCCGCCUGCAACUGUGGGCCUUCAAGAUGGACUACGAGGUCAUCGAGAAGGAAGUGGCAGAACCUCUUCAGGAUUUGAAGGAAGGGAUGGACCAGUUAGAGAAGAACAAGACGCUCCGCUACAUCUUGACCACGCUGUUGGCCAUCGGCAACUUCCUUAAUGGCACCAAUGUGAAGGGCUUCCAGCUGAGCUACUUGGAGAAGGUCCCAGAGGUGAAAGACACGGUCCACAAGCAGUCCCUGCUGCACCACGCCUGCUCCAUUGUGGUGGAGAAAUUUCCAGACAGCACCGACCUCUACUCUGAGAUCGGAGCCAUCACCCGCUUGACAAAGGUGGACUUUGACCAUCUUCAAGACGAUCUGGCCCAGAUGGAACGGAGGUGCAAAGCCUCAUGGGAUCACCUGAAGGUCAUUGCAAAGCACGAGAUGAAAUCAGCGUUGAAACAGAAAAUGUUGGACUUCUUAAAAGACUGCGCCGAGAGAAUUAUUAUUCUGAAGAUUGUACAUCGAAGAAUAAUCAACAGGUUUCACGCCUUUCUUCUGUUCCUGGGACAUCCCAUGUACGCGAUACGUGAGGUCAGCAUCCAUCGCUUCAGUAAGAUCCUCAGUGAAUUUGCUCUGGAGUAUCGCACAACCAGAGAGCGCGUACUGCAGCAGAAACAGAAGAGGGCUAACCACCGAGAGAGGAAUAAGACCAGAGGGAAAAUGAUCACGGACAGUGGUAAAUUUGGUGGCGCUUCAUCAGACACACAGGGGAGUCAACCUCAGGGUAUCCAGAAUGCUGAAGAUGCAGCCGAACAUGAGAACAUGAAGGCUGUACUGAAGAGCAGCUCGCCGUGCAGCGACAGCAGCUCAUCCACGGUGCCUGGCCUCCGCGCACGCACCAGGGCCAGCAGCACGAGAGGGCGUGUUCCUCCAUGGUGCACGGCAAAUGGCGACCCAGUGAACUGCACAGACGAUACAGCCGAUGAGAUCAUGGAGAGAAUUGUUAGGUCAGCAACUCAGGUACCCAGCCAGCGGACGCAACCUCGAGAGAGGAGACGAUCCCGCGUCAACCGGAAAUCACUGAGGAGGACGCUGAAGAAUGGCAUGACCGCAGAGGAGGCCGGGGUUCUGGGCUUGUCCAGUGGCUCAGAGAUGCAGGUGUGAGCUGGAUCAAGAUCUCAUCGGACGUUAAUGACAUGUUGGAAAAAAAUUCCACCCACCCCUCAAAAGCGCGCAUCCAACCUGUCAACCCACACCACUGCGGUUUGGCGUCGCAUUGACCUCAUGAUGCGCUUUGUUUCACUAAAGUGUUUCAUCGAGUGAGCGAUUUCGGUUGCAUACGUACGUACAGAAGAGCAGCUCUACAUUCAAACCACUACGCUUUGCUUCGCUGGAUUCGUGAGGCUGAAUCAAUCUUUUUUUUUUUUACAUGACAACACAUGCAAACUGCAGCUUUUCAGGAAUGCAAAAGGCUGAAAGGCGUGCAGGACAGAGCCGGCUUUCUUCUGUGCUGUGGUAGUUUUUCUUUCUACUCGCCUUGCUGCAGAAAGAGCUCAAAUAAGACUGCACUGGAUGGAAUCGCUGGGCAUCGUCGGAAUGUGAAAUUUUUGACACUGAUGAAACCACUCUGACAUCUAAACAGUUUUAACCAGCAACUAAAGAGUAGCACAAGUUUUUUAAGGCCACAUAUUCAUGACAGAUGGGCAUCUGAUGCUUUGGUAAAUUUUACAGGAUAAUCAGGGUUUUAUCUGAGCAAAAACAAACAAAAAAUUCAUAAAGACAACUGUGGAGAAUGCUGGUCUGGUGAUAUUUUCACAUUAACAUCUUGCAAACUUUAUUUUUUUCUUUAGCAUUGAUGCAGCUUCACAUCACGCAGUGAAGAGUAUAUCUGGAGCAAAGUGCAAUGUUACUGGUGAGCGAAUGUUCGGUAACCACACAAUGAGCUGUACGUCUCAGUGCCUUUAUUUAUUAAGAUGUGUUCAGGGACAUAUACGUGGAGAAAAUGUUCAGUCUGUUGUGCAUUAUUCAGGAGCUGUGAUUUUUGUUUUGGUUUUUGUUUUAUUUGUCCUUGUAUCAUUUCUCCUUGCUUUCACAUUCUCUCUCGGAUCAAGCAGCUUGAUAUGAAGGCAGAUUUAGAUUUGUAACCUGCUGCCUAAUUAGGCCUCGUGUCAUUAUGCUCCACACCUUGGCAAAAUAUACCAAUUCUCCCUACCACAUAUAGUCCACUCAGAGCCACUGCCGUAUUAUUAUUAUUAUUAUUAGAAUAAUUUUGAUGAGAUUUACAGUCUGCCGUACUUCUGAUGGUGCUGUAACUGAUGGAGUCAGCGUUAAAAAUACAUGGAAAAACUAACAUACAUGAAUACAUGGAUGUUGAAGACGUAAUGCAUUAAGGGUCGAUCGAUAUGUGGUAGAGAGAAUUACAACAGGCCAAGCCUAAUAUGUAGCCUAACUAGCAUCACUGGAAAAAUGCCAUUUUAGUCAAGUAAAAUUUUAAUGCAGACAAAUGUCUGUUUUAACAUCUUUCAGAAGCCAUUCAAUGAGUCCCAGUGCACGUUUUUUUAAUGCAGCUAUUUUUUUUUUUGUGCACUCAAUCAGCUUUUAGUUCAUUUUGAACGGUUUUCACAAAAAAAAAAAAUUGAAUAAAUAAUUUCCAUAUUAUCUGAUUCAAUCACAAACUGUCACUGUGAUGGAAGCACAGCCAUUCUGUGCAAACAUCAACAAACGGUUAAAGCUACAUGAAGCCACACCAGCGGACCCCCCCCGACCGGAUAUGACUCUGCACCUUAAGACUGUGCGUGUAGUUUACAAACUCUAUUAGAAGUAAAGCAGAAGUGUUGGAGACGAGCUUGUGUGUCUCGGAUUGUGCCGCAACGUGUAGCAAACACACAUGGUGUCAAGUAGCUCACAGGAAUGCUGUAAAAUUCUGUAAAUGUCAUGUUCAUCUCUUGUUGCCCAUGUGUAGAAUAGUGUAUUAUAGACUAAAAGCAGUAUUAUUUUAAGUAUUAAUUUAAACAAACCAAGCAAUGCAUGGUUCCAAACUGUCACUUCUGCUCAAUAAAAAGGGAGGUUCACUUUGGAUUCUCACAGCUGCA